Molecule: messenger RNA, 1272 nt
Organism: Penicillium maclennaniae
Lineage: Eukaryota; Fungi; Ascomycota; Eurotiomycetes; Eurotiales; Aspergillaceae
Product: NEDD8-activating protein UBA3
Exons: 5
Coding region: 1-1272 (423 amino acids)
Biological process (GO): protein neddylation
Cellular component (GO): cytoplasm; nucleus
Molecular function (GO): NEDD8 activating enzyme activity
Source: RefSeq, a predicted model, not a curated record
AUGAUUUCUACUGACGCAAACUCACAGCAGCACAGAUGGAAGCACCUUCAUAAAGUUCUGACAAAAGCCGGUCCCUACUGCGAUGAAGACUGGGUUCCAGGACAAGAAACCGUCAGUACGCUAGAGUCAUCCAAAAUUCUUGGAGCUGGUGGCCUAGGCUGCGAGAUCUUGAAGAACUUGGCCCUGUCCGGCUUCAAAGAUAUCCAUGUCAUUGACAUGGACACUAUUGACAUCUCAAAUCUCAACCGACAAUUUUUGUUCCGCCAAGCUGAUAUUGGCAAGCCCAAAGCGGAAGUCGCUGCUGCCUUUGUGGAAAAGCGAGUGAAAGGUGUCAAAAUUACGCCCUAUGUCGGGAAGAUCCAGGACAAGGAUGAGGACUAUUAUAUGCAAUUCAAGAUCGUCAUCUGCGGACUCGACAGCAUCGAGGCUCGCCGGUGGAUUAACUCUACUCUGGUUGGGAUGGUAGACAUGGAAGAUCCAGAGAGUUUGAAGCCUUUGAUCGAUGGCGGAACUGAAGGAUUCAAGGGACAAGCUCGUGUGAUUUUGCCCACCCUCUCCUCAUGCAUUGAGUGUCAGCUGGACAUGCACGCUCCUCGACCCGCAGUGCCGCUGUGCACCAUUGCUACCAUCCCUCGCCAACCUCAGCAUUGCAUUGAAUGGGCUCACCAGAUCGCAUGGCAGGAGAAGCGCAAGGACGAAGCUUUUGACAGUGACGAUAUGGAGCACAUCUCAUGGGUGUACAAUGCCGCUCUGGAGCGGAGCAAGCAGUUCGACAUACAUGGAGUGACCUUCCAGAUGACCCAAGGUGUCGUGAAAAACAUCAUUCCAGCAAUCGCGUCUACCAACGCCAUAAUAGCGGCCUCUACAACUUCAGAGGUGUUGAAGAUUGCUACCUCCUGCAACCCUUAUCUCGAGAACUACAUGAUGUAUGCCGGUGAAGAGGGCGUGUACACCUACACGUUUGAAGCUGAGAAGAAGCCUGACUGUCCCGUGUGUGGAAACCUUGCUCGCAAGCUGAAUGCGGACCCGAACUUAACCCUGGGCGAAUUCAUUGAGAGCCUUGGAGAAAGGGCUGAAGCGCAGCUGAAGAAGCCCAGUCUCCGCACCGAGGAGAGGACCCUUUACCAGCGUUUCCCACCUCAGCUGGAGGAGCACACUAGACCGAACCUGAAGCUGAAGCUGCAUGAACUUGUGGAAGAUGGCGAAGAGGUUGCUGUCAGCGACCCGGCCUACACCAUUGAUUUCCGGUACAAGGUGAUCUUCAACAAUUGA